Nelumbo nucifera (sacred lotus) is the source of this 1746-nucleotide messenger RNA. RefSeq lists its product as uncharacterized. The record is from RefSeq and is a predicted model, not a curated record. Lineage: Eukaryota; Viridiplantae; Streptophyta; Magnoliopsida; Proteales; Nelumbonaceae. Gene Ontology annotation, biological process: proteolysis. Gene Ontology annotation, molecular function: dipeptidyl-peptidase activity; serine-type exopeptidase activity.
AUCAACCUCUCAUUAAGAAGAAGACGUGGCUUCCAAACUUCCUACAUUUUCAAUCCUUUGGCUUCCAGUGCUGCUUGACUUGCUUCUUCUCUACCUAACAUGUGCCUCUGCAGCACCUCUGAAUAUGCCGAGGCUCGGUGUCAUUCGAGACACGACGGAGGUGUUGAGGGGCAGAGUUGCCCAAUCUUCCAUUCCUUCAGAUUUCAAGACCUAUUUCUAUACACAGACGCUAGACCACUUCAACUACAGGCCUGAAAGCUACACCACCUUUCAACAGAGAUACGCAAUCAAUUCUAAGUACUGGGGAGGUGGCAUGUCCGGCGCUCCAAUCUUUGUUUACCUUGGAGAGGAGACCUCUAUGGAUACCGACCUAAGUGCUAUCGGUUUCCUAACUGAUCAUGCUCCUCAAUUCAAUGCUCUAAUAGUAUACAUAGAGCACCGAUACUAUGGACAAUCAGUCCCGUUUGGCGAGGUUGAAAAUGCUAGCUCACUUGGGUACUUGAGUUCGUCUCAAGCUCUGGCAGAUUAUGCUGAAAUUAUCUUAGAGAUAAAGAAAAACUUAUCUGCAAAUGGUUGUCCUGUGAUUGUUAUUGGAUGCUCUUAUGGUGGAAUGCUUGCUUCAUGGUUUCGCCUCAAGUAUCCACACAUAGCCCUUGGCGCACUUGCAUCGUCGGCUCCCAUUCUUUACUUUGACGAUAUCACACCCCAAGAUGGAUAUCUUUCUGUGGUUUCCAGGGAUUUUAGAGAAACCAGUGAGAGCUGUUAUAGUAGUAUACUGCAAUCGUGGGCUGAAAUUGAUAAAGUGGCUUCCCAACCCCAAGGUCUUUCGGUACUAAGUAAAAGAUUCAACACUUGCGUCCCGUUAAACAACUCUGCGGAGCUCAAGAGCUACUUAACAUUCAGUAUAUAUGCGGUCGCUGCACAAUACGAUUAUCCUCCAGGCUCCGUUGCUUUGAUAUGCAGAGGCUUCGAUGAAACACCCAAAGGAACCGACGUUCUUGGUAAGAUCAUUGCGGGUGUGUCUGCGUAUAAAGGAAACCUCCGAUGCCUUAAUGUUCCAAGUGCAAUUGGACCCGCUGGAAACGUAAAUCUUAAUCAAAAUACUGCGUGGAGUUGGCAGACAUGUACUGAGAUGGUAAUGCCUAUUGGCGGAGGUAUCAACGCUACCCUGUUCCCUCAUGCUCAGCAUUUUGAUCUAAACGCCGGCAUCGAGUACUGCAAGAGCUUCUACGGUGUCAGCCCUAGGCCUCAUUGGAUCACCACCCAUUUUGGUGGCCAUGAUAUUAAACGGGUUCUAAAGAGGUUUGGUAGCAACAUCAUAUUUUCAAAUGGAUUAAGAGACCCUUACAGUAUUGCUGGUGUGUUGGGAAACUUAUCAGACAGCCUUGUAGCCCUAACUACUAAAAAUGGAGCCCAUUGCUUGGAUUUACUUCCUGAAUCACGAGAACCAAAUGACCCAGACUGGUUAACCGCCCAACGAAGCAGUGAGGCCCGAAUCAUUGCCCAGUGGAUCGCACAGUAUAAAGCGGAUCAGGCUGCAAAUUGUUGAUGCCUAUCAUAUCAUCCUUAUUUACAUUCUUUGUCUAAAUAAUAUUAUUGUUUGUUUCAUCGAUUUUACUUUUAGUUUCCCAUAUUAUCCUCUCUAAUAACAACUCCGAUAUUCCAAUGUAAUAAGGCAUGGCAUCUUGGGUUUAAAUGUGCUACCUGCACCUAGCUAUGUUUGAAUAGUCGGAAGAAAAUGUUGAA